Molecule: messenger RNA, 731 nt
Organism: Dendronephthya gigantea
Lineage: Eukaryota; Metazoa; Cnidaria; Anthozoa; Malacalcyonacea; Nephtheidae
Exons: 5
Coding region: 90-731 (213 amino acids)
Source: RefSeq, a predicted model, not a curated record
ACUACCACUAUUUUGCAUAUGUGAACAUAAUUUAUAGGUUUAUGGCGGCGGUGUUGUUUCUUUGUUUUUGGUUUCACUUGUUGGUUUAAAUGUUGCCCCAAGGAGAAAGAACUUGCUUUAGUACAUUUGUCUAUGGCCUGCCUGUUUUACUAGCUAUAUUGCCCGCAGCGACAAGCAAUGGGCUCUCAGCAGCAAAGAUCGAGAACGUUACUAUUCAUAAACAAGCUCGCGUUGGGUUAAUUUACUAUAAUGUUCCAAUCGAAUGGCAGUUUACACCUUUCAACCAGAGUCGUGUGCCAUCUUUUCAAAUAUGGCUAACAAGCGACGACAAGGAUUUUGGAAACAAGAGGACAAUUGACUCUUCGACACCCGGUGGGAACAUGUUCAAAUACAUAUUCCUACGCCUUCCACCAGACAAGAAUUAUACUGCUCAUAUCGAGUGCUACUCGUCGACGAAAAAUUUGAUAUCUUACGCGAACAUCACGUUUGGGGUAAAGCGAGAAAUCCUGACUGAAGAAGGCGUGAUGUCAACAAAUAUCUGCGCUGCAGAUGGGUAUUUGUUCAUCCAUUGGGCAGUACCAGAGGAUUUGCGGUAUUCCUCUACACCUGUUUCAUUCGAUAUGACAGUUUGUAAUACGAAUUCGACUCCACAAGCAUGUACAAAUGGAGUAGCAUUCAGUUAUAUGAAGAAAACUGGAAAAAAUAUGUUACUGGAGAACAUUCAGAUGUAG